AAUUAAUAUACAAUUCAUAUCCAUAAUAACUAAAACACUUGUGAUAAUAAUAAUGGCUUUAUUGAGCGAAAUAUUGUCACAUAAGAACCGAUUCUUGAAAACUUCAAUACUUUUCUUCUCGUUUGUUGUUUUGGGCUUAACGAUAGCAGUGAUCGGUCCGACACUUCUUGACUUACGACAAGCCGUAAAUGCAAACUCACUGGAGAUUAGUGUCAUAUUUCCGGUCGGAUCUGUCGGUUAUUUGCUGGGAUCCAUAGCCGGAGGCGUUGUCUACGAGCACUUUGACAGUCAACUGUCGAUCGCCUUCUUUGUGCUCAUAAUGACUGUCUGUAAUGUCAUCAUUCCGUGGAACCGAUCGGUGAUCUCUCUGUCGGCCACACAAUUGGUGAUGGGUUUGGGUGGCGGAGGUCUGGACACAGCGGGCAAUGUAUGGCUGUUACACAUGUGGGGCAAAAAGAGCGCCCCAUUCAUGCAGGCGCUGCACUUCACCUUUGGUUUGGGCGCUUUCAUCGCCCCCUUAAUCGCCGAACCCUUUCUCUCAAACAAGAAGAAUGUGACCGAAAUUGAGGGCCAAAUGACGGCCGACGACAAUGUGAUGACCGGCGCCGGCGUUGUCGACGACCUCAUGAUUUGGUGUCCGUAUACCAUAAUCGGCGGCUGCGGUCUCAUAACAGUCGUUGCGCUUGUGAUCAUGUAUUUCAUCAAAAGCAGUGAUAAACCGCAUCCGAGUAUUUCAAACAACGAGUCACUCAUUAUAAUGACAUUAAAGCAGAAAAUCUUGAUUUUGUUCAUCGCAUCCAUUAUUUUCCACUCGUAUUGCGGUUUAGAGAUAGCUUUCGGACGCUUUAUGACUACAUUUGCCUUUUAUAGUGAUCUCCAUCUCAACAAAUCAAAGGGCGCGUACAUGACGUCCGCCUUUUGGGGCACUUUCACUCUCUGCCGACUUCUGGCCAUUUUUAUUGUCGACUUUGUCGGCACUACUGCUGCCAUUUGGGCAGAUAUUGCUAUCGUUAUGGUCAGCAAUUUUGUGCUCAUAUUCUUUGGCAAUACAUCAGAGAUUGGUCUAUGGAUUGGCGUAUCGCUGAUGGGAAUCGGGACGUCGUCUAUAUUCCCGACUCUAUUAUCAUUUAUUGAGGAACUGUUUCCAGUGACGAGUCGUAUCGGAUCCCUAUUUUUAGUGGUCGCCUGUUUGGGAGAGUUUACGAUACCAUUCAUUGUUGGCUAUUAUGUCGAGAAAUAUCCAUUGAUAUUGAUUUACGUGACGACUAUCGCUAUCUGUCUGUCGGGUAAGAUAACAACUCCGGCCAAAUCCAAGACAACAACUCCGGCUAAAAGUAAGACAACAACUCCGGCCAAAAUCAAGACAACUACGACAACAACACCGGCCGCCGUCGAGAUCACGGUUGAGGCGGCAGACAAAAAGUUAAAGGUUUCGGUCGGCGAGGGAGAGACGGAAGACAAGGCGCUGAAGGCUUCGGGAGGUGAGGGAGAGGCGGAUGACAAGGCGUUGAAGGCUUCGGCCGGUGAGGGAGUGGCGGAGGACAAGGCGUUGAAGGCUUCGGCCGACGGCGAGACCACUACUGAAGCUGAGGACAAGAAGUUGAAGGCUUCAGCCGAUGGCGAGACCACCACUACUGAGGCGGAGGACAAUAAGUUAAAAGCUUCGGCCGAAGGCGAGACCACCACCACUGAGGCGGAGGACAAGAAGUUGAAAGCUUCGGGUAAAGAGGGCGGCGGUGGAGACCAUAAGGAUAGCGACACGUGUGGAAUGAGAAAAACCGAUGCAGAGGUAAAAUUCCGACAGAAGUUGGUCGGAGCCAAAGCCAUGGGAAGAAUUGUGGGCGGAGUGGACGCAUUGGACUUUGAGUUCCCCUGGCACGUGUCUAUUCAAAUCUAUAUUCCUAAAAAGAAAAAGGUCGAACACUUCUGCGGCGGUGCCGUCAUUAGUGAAUACUGGAUUGUAACCGCUGCCCAUUGUCUCGAUAUGUGA
Messenger RNA from Medioppia subpectinata, 1990 nucleotides. Lineage: Eukaryota; Metazoa; Arthropoda; Arachnida; Sarcoptiformes; Oppiidae. The record is from the annotation of a GenBank genome assembly.